This is a messenger RNA of Mercenaria mercenaria, 8831 nucleotides long. RefSeq lists its product as uncharacterized. The transcript is spliced from 42 exons. Gene Ontology annotation, cellular component: myosin complex; cell periphery; cell septum. The record is from RefSeq and is a predicted model, not a curated record. NCBI's taxonomy places the organism in Eukaryota, Metazoa, Mollusca, Bivalvia, Venerida, Veneridae. Gene Ontology annotation, molecular function: ATP binding; chitin synthase activity; cytoskeletal motor activity. Bases 275 to 7867 code for a protein of 2530 amino acids.
GUUAGCUCACGUAUACCUAAACGACACUUGUAGGCAUAUACCUUACUUCUCCUGUUCCGUUCUGGUAGUUUCGCUUUUAAGCGCAGUUUUGGAAGUUAAUAUAAAAGUUGUUUCUUACCUGAAUCAGCUAUAUUUCAUUAGGAACGCCUUUAACAUUUAACUGGAGAAGCUGGAAAAAAAACGCAGUAAAAUCAUGGUAUGAAGUAGCCAUUUAGAUUGUCCGUUAUAUUCAAAUGUCCAAAGACGCAUAAAUACGAUGACGUGACCAAUCGGGAUGGAGAUGACACAAUUUCUACAGGAUGACCUGGCUCGCAUGGACGAUCUGUCCAUCAACAGCAUCCAGAAAUGUUUGAGGGCGAGAUAUGAAAGAGAUCUGAUUUACACAAACGUCAGUGACAUAUUGAUUGCCAUUAACCCACGGAAGGAACUCAAGAUUUAUGACGAAAAGACCCACGACAAAUACCAUGCUGACAAAUAUGGGACAGAAGUGGAACCGCAUAUUUUUCAAAUUGCAUCAACAGCCUACAGGCGCAUGCGUGAAAAUGAUGCAAAUCAGGUCAUUAUUGUGUCUGGAGAAAGUGGAGCCGGAAAAACAGAGAGCACCAAACAUAUGGUGAAACAUAUGGUCCAUAUGAGCCAGAAAGCAGAUAUGGAACUACACGAGAAAAUCGUGAAGAUCAACCCUCUGCUUGAAGCUUUCGGCAAUGCUAAAACAAUUAUGAAUGACAACUCAAGCAGAUACGCUAAAUAUCUUGAGAUAAGCUUUAAAGACGGUGGCGAGCUAGCUGGAGCGGUGGUUAGGGACUAUAUGUUGGAGAAAUCACGUGUUGUUCAUCAGAAUGAUGGUGAAGGAAACUUCCACAUUUUCUAUGCAUUGUUUGCUGGAUGCCAUCAAGAGGCCCUUGAUGACUUAUUUCUCAACGAACCCGCAGACCGUUACAGGAUUAUGCAAAGUGACCCAAUCAAUCUCGGUGAGACUGAAAAAUAUAAACAGAUGUAUUAUGAAAGUAUGGACAUUCUGCAAAAGAUCAAUGUUAACAGUGAAAUACUUCAAGCGAUGCUUGCCGCGGUAAUUCUCAUUUCUGAGAUAGAAUUUGAUGAGGAUAACAGAGGAGCUUCUCAAAUAGUGGAUGCAGCAACAUUUGCACAUGCGGCUAUACUACUUAACCUUGAUGAAAUCACAUUCGGCGAGGCGCUCAUAACCAGCAAGCGUAAAGUCCGAGACGAUUAUGUUGCAACACAUAAAACAGUGAAACAAGCAAAUGAUGGUCGUGAUGCACUGGCUAAAAUGUUGUAUGAAAGAAUAUUUGGCUGGUUGGUCAGAAUGAUAAAUCAGGAUCUUCAUCCAAACAGACUCGGAUCAAGUAUAGCUGCGAACAUAGGGAUAUUAGAUAUUGCCGGGUUUGAGAAACUACAGAACAAUAGCUUUGAACAACUAUGUAUAAAUCUGGUCAACGAAAAGUUACAGAGCUUCAUGAAUAGGAAGAUCUUUACGAUGGAGUUAGAAAUAUACAAAGAGGAGGGAAUUCAGUUGGAUGGAAUAAAUUUCAAAAACAAUGACGAAUUAUUGGCUAUGUUUGAAACGCCAAAAUCUGGUGUGUUGGCUAUACUGGAUGAGAACUCCAAUACUCAGCAUGCAUCUGAUGUAGGAUUUGUCCAACAGUUGAAAACAAAGUUUGGCAAGCAUGAACUGUUCAUACAACCGCCAGGAGACAGACCGAUUUUCUGCAUCCAGCACUUUGCUGCUUUGGUUUCGUACAAUGCAGAAGGCUUUCUAGAGAAAAAUCGUGACAGAUUGAACGACGAACUGGUUCAAGUGAUGCGAGAGAGCUCAGAUGAAUUCAUAGCUGACCUGUUCACCAUAAAAAGGGGACCAACUGGAACUAUUUCAAUGGAGCCCAGUUUUCAGUUUCGGGCUUCACGCCGAGGAGUUCCAGUAAUGUUGCCAGGUAAGCCUAAACAACUAAAACCAACACCACAAGGAGCUGCUCUAGCCGCAGAACUCGGUAAAAGUCUUAAGAAAAAGUUUGGAACCGUACAGAGACCAUCCGAGAUGACACAAAUCACGCCAGGAAAGAAACAUGGAACGCUUGUUUCCUUUUUCCAGAACUCAUUGAUGCAGCUAUUAGAGAAACUAGGUGACGGAGAUCCAUUCUUCGUAAGGUGUAUAAAAGCCAACUCGAAUCUUAGAGCAGACGACUUUGACGAAGCAGUUGUAAUGGAUCAGCUUCGAUACAACGGUUUAGCUGAAAUAGCAAAGAUCAGAAAGAUGGGUUUUGCAGUUAGGAAGUUAUACAGCGAUUUCUUUAACAGGUACCGUGGUUUAUUCCCAUUACCUCCGUUAGAAAGACAGUCAGAUGUAAACCAAAGCCUUCUUCUUCUAGUCCCAUCAGCCUAUCAUAGAGACUUCAGAUGUGGAAAAACAAGGGUAUUUAUGACAAGCGAGUUGAAUGACUGGUUUGGGCGUUUAUUGCGCUGUCGUCAGAAGACUGCUGCUCAGACUGUCACGAGAUGUAUGCGUAAAGUAGCAGAAAUCAAGAAAGAGGUAAGACGUCAAGAGGCUGAGAGGAAACGACCGGAGGAAAUAGAAAGACGCCGGAGAGAGAAGGAAAUGUCUCAGUCAGGCGGUCUUAAAUCGACACUGAGAAGCACAUCAACGAAGCCCUUAGGUGCCUCAUCUAGGACAGUGACAAAUGGAGGUAGUGAGCCUUCUUCGUCUGGAUCGUCGUCGUCGUCGUCGUCAUCCGGAGGCUAUGACAUGGAACCACCUGCUAAUCCUCUUGGAAGUACUGCGCCGCGUGAUGGAAGAUUUGGUGGUAGUUUUCGCCCACCAUCUCCAGUGUCUCAUAUCGACGAAGAGCAUAUGUAUGAGGAAGAAAAAGAAGAAGAAGAAAAGAAAAAAGAAAAAGAAACAAAAAAGACUGAAACAGCUUUCUGGGAUGUGUGUCAGAUAAUUGCUAGAGAAAGGAAAAUUCGGGACGUUGACGAAGACAGAGGACUCCAAGUUAUCAAAGUUGUUACAUACAUCCUCCUGUUCUGUAUUCUACUGUGGUGUGCUGUAGCUCAAAAACUCAGUCUAAUGGUUCUUGUGUCACCGCAAUUUGAUCGUACUGAGAACCGGUCAGAGUCGAAAGUAAUGGAACACAGUGCCGAAGCCGCGGCCAGACACAUUCUUCUUACAAUAGCUAUUUUAAUCCCGUACUGCCUGAUCUUCCUAAGUAGCGUCUUCAAGUGGAUGUUUGGAAACUUGCCUUUACCAAGCGCUUCGACAUUCUUCCUGUGUUUGAUUGUCGAAGUAAUGCAUUCCAUUGGACUGUGCAUACUUGCUUUUAUCGUGCUUCCGGAAAUUGACAUUGUUCGUGGAAUAUUUCUGCUCAGUGGCGUGGCAAUUAUUCCAGCCAUUCUGUUUCCGGUUUGUGCAUCAAAUGUUAAAGUACAUAAAAGCCGUGAAAGACAAUCAAGUGGAAAGAAACUUGCUGUCUUUGCCUUGAAUAUUCUAACAGUGCUGCUGCAGUUUGGGUACAUCCCUGUUGUUCUGCUUACGGACCAUUUCAUACGUGACAGCAAAGUGGAUAAUGAAGUAUACGAUAUUGUACUUUUUGUUGUGUCUAUGAUUUUUGUUUCAUGUACUUACUGGGAGAAUUUUGUGGAUGACAGAUUCUGUGGUCGAACAAAUCAAAGAGGAUGUUGGAGAAAGUUUAUACUUAAGGCAAAAUUCGACCUUCAAGAGGCAAGGCCAGUAAUUUCUUGCUGCACUACUUUUUUCAAGAUUGGUCUGACCAUUCUCUUCUCUUGGAUUAUCAAAACAUAUCAUCCAGAAAAUGACUCUGAAACAGGCGAAAGCAAUAGGGGUAUCGACAAGGUUACAUUCUCUGAAGCGUUUGAGAAACUUGGAGAAUUACCAAUAGCAAACAGUGCUGCCAUAAUUACAUUGACACUGUCAGCUUUUGUAGGUCAUUACGUGGGGUACACUGCAUGUAAGUUAAAGCUGCAAAAGUUUUCCUUUAAUCUUCCCCUAAUACUUUCUACUCCAUUGGCUAUAGUAUUGGCAGCAGUUGAUUGUUCUGGCAUAGGUAUACUUGUGCCAUUCACAGAGGAGAAAAUACCAUGCAGAGCCGAGGAAGAAUUUCAAGAUACAGCGGUGCAUUAUGUAUCCGGAAUAGUUGUGUGGGUGUCCUUGUAUUGGCUUUGUAGACAUAUAUUCUACCCAGAUAUAGAAAGACUGGCAAAGACAGAAAGGUUGUUUAUGAACCCAUUCUACUGUGGCAUUCUUUUCGAGCAGAACAUGAUUCUUAACAGACGUCGUCAUACAAGAAAAGUACACAAGGAGAUAAAGAAUGAUAAGGUGUACUACAGGUUGUCUGAGUAUAACUCCAAGGUAAACAUAGAGGGUGAAGAGGAAGAUGAUGUUGCUAGCCAAACUGAUAGCAAAAAGGAUAACGAAGAUAUCUAUGCAUCUGAUUAUCAGAAUCCAAAGUUCAGGGAUGCGCCAAUGAUAUAUGCAUGUGCAACUAUGUGGCAUGAGACUAAAUACGAAAUGUUGCAACUCAUGAAGUCCCUAUUUAGAAUGGACCGAGAUCAAUGUAUUAGAAGACAUGCUGAAGAGGUGUUUCAAAAGGAAGACAAAGAUUUCUAUGAUUUUGAAGCGCACAUUUUGUUUGAUGAUGCAAUGACACUAAACGAUGACGAGGAAAUGGUACCAAAUGAUUUUGUGAAGCUGCUUGUUAACAUUAUGGACGAAGCAGCGAGCUGCGUAUAUGAGAAAGCCACUAAAAUCAAGGCGCCAUACAAGGUCCCAACUCCAUAUGGAGGCCAGCUUAUCUUUACAAUGCCAGGCGACAAUUUUCUCUUCAUACAUCUCAAAGACAAAGCAAAAAUAAGACACAGGAAACGAUGGUCACAGGUAAUGUACAUGUAUUACUUGCUGGGCUUCCGAAUUGUACGCAUGUGUCAAGAAACUGUCUCAGCAGCCCUAAACGAAGGAAAAAUUAAUGAACUUAUUCAGUGGGAACCAGGAACCGCCCCUGGAGCAGGAAUUGGCAGGAGUCAUAUUUUCCAGGCUUUCGACGACCAAGUUCUGAAGAAGGCAAGUAAUACGUUCUUGUUGGCUCUAGAUGGAGAUGUUGACUUUUCUCCUGGAGCUGUACGCCUUCUACUCGACAGAAUGAGGAAAAGUGAAAAAGUUGGGGCCGCCUGCGGCAGAAUUCAUCCAAUAGGAACGGGUCCGGUUGUUUGGUUCCAGAAGUUUGAGUAUGCUAUCGCUCACUGGUUACAGAAAGCUACAGAGCAUGUCCUUGGGUGUGUUCUUUGUAGUCCAGGGUGUUUCUCAAUGUUCAGAGGUUCUGCACUUAUGGACGAUAACGUAAUGAAAAAGUAUACAAUCCUACCUACAGAGGCUGCCCAUCACCUAAUGUAUGAUCAAGGUGAAGAUCGCUGGUUAUGUACGCUCCUUCUCCAGCAAGGUUAUAGGGUUGACUAUGCAGCUGGUUCUGACGCUUUCACUUACGCUCCAGAGGGCUUUGCAGAAUUCUUCAAUCAGCGCCGAAGAUGGAUGCCAUCAACAGUCUUUAAUAUCAUUGACCUGCUUGCUGACUACAAGAACACCGUGUACGUUAAUUCCAACAUCAGUAUGCUGUACAUCCUGUACCAGGGUGCGCUGCUGAUGUCUACAAUUGUUGGUCCUGCGACAGUUUUGAUGAUGAUCGCUGGAGCAAACAUGGUUGUAUUCAAGGUCACUGUAAUCUGGGGCUAUGUGAUUGCACUUGCGCCUGCAUUUUUCUAUUUUAUCACAUGUUUUUACGUGAAGUCAAAGACCCAGAUUCAAAUAGCGGAAGUACUCACCGGUCUAUAUUCUUUUGUGAUGAUGAUAGUGUUGGUUGGAACUAUAGUAACAGCAGCUCAGGAGAGUCCAUUUCACCCCAGCGUCAUAUUUCUCGGAUUUCUAGUUGUAGCGUUUACAUUCUCAGCCUUUUUGCAUCCAAAGGAAUGGUCAUGCAUUAUUUUUGGUGCACUAUACUUCCUUCUUAUUCCUACCGGAUUUUUGUUGUUGAACAUAUACUCACUUUGUAAUCUGCAUGUUGUUUCCUGGGGCACUCGAGAAGUUCCGAAGAAGAAGACAAAAGCCGAACAAGAAGAAGAGAAAAGGCAAGCUGAAGAAAAGAAAAAGAAAAAGAAAGAAAGAGGUUUUUUCGGCAAGUUUUUUCCAACAUUUCCGACUAAAGAAUUUAAAGACAUGAUCAGCAAACUUACAGAGAGUCAGAACACAAAGAAAGAAGAUCUAAGUUCGAGUGAAACUAAUAAACUUUUAAAGGAAAUGAAUGAACAUUUAAAGGACCUUGUUGAACAAAAGAAUAAGCCGAUACAAUCAACGAGACAGGUAAUGCCGGAUGAGGAAACCAAAACAGUACACAUAUCUGCAGAUGAGCCAGUAGAGUUUAAACCUAAGGGCAUAUUGAAACAUCCACAUACUGAUCAUCAGUCUAAGAAACACGCACAAAUAUCAGAAAGUGUGAGAAAUAUUGACGAUGAUUCAGAAGAAACAAUUUAUGACAGGGUUAAAAGGAGGAGAAAUGACCUAGUUAAUCCGGCAUGGGCAGAAUGCAAAGAACUCGGAAAUGGAAAAGUUAUUCCACUUGCAUCGGAAGAACUGAAGUUCUGGGAUAGUUUUGUGAAGAAGUACCUGGAACCUCUUACACUUACGGAUGAUCAAAAAAAGAACACUGCAAAAGGUCUGAUAGAGUUAAGAAAUAACAUUGCUCUUGGCAUGGCGAUGAUAAACUUGCUUUGGAUCGCCAUCAACUUUAUGUUUCAGUUCGAAAGUCCAACAACAAUACCGUUGACAUUCACCGGAUCAGAUAAUAACCCUGAUAGUCCUGACUAUCUGGAGGAGAAUCAAGAAGAUUCUGACAAAUCUGAAACAGCUGAUAACAUUAUAGAAGUUGACGUUUUGGGAUUGUUGUUUAUAUUCUUCUACCUUACAAUUUUGCUGCUGCAAUUUGUCGGCAUGAUUAUUCAUCGUUGGGGAACCUUCCAGCAUUUAGUCUCUGUGACAAAACUAAAGAAUCCUUUCCCGAUGGCUGAUAGGAGAGCAAGACAACGGUCUAGUUCUGAGGAAGGAACAAAGGAUAUCGAUGCAAAGGAAGCUAGAGAAAUAAUAGAUAAUAUAUUGAAGGAACCUUUACCCGACUAUUCUGAUGACAGUGGAGCUGAAGAGGAAUUUGAAAAGGAAGUUGAGGAAGAACUUCAAGUUUUACAGAAAACAGGGUCAAGGUAUCGUGUUACGGUUACCCAAAAAGGCAUCGGUGCGACAUCUCGGCGUCUAGGUGAUACAGUGCCUGACUUGGGCAGAUCAGGAAAUAAUGCUUUGUCAAAAAGCGCUAGAUACAUCAAAGACGGUUUACAAGCAACAAUGAGAAAGUAUGUCAGCGCUCCGAAAAGUGAUGCGUUGAAGAGGGGAAUGCAACAUGAAGCUUACAAGGCAAAGGAUAAAUACGUUGAUAGACCUCUUCCACCAGUUAGGCAAAGAAGACUGAAUCUUGGGCCCGGAAGAUCGGAGCUAGCGACACGGUUGCAAGAGAAAAAUCCUGGAGUUUCAAGAUAUUUCAAAGAUUCAAAUUCCGAUGGACCUUUGAUUCCUGAAGACGACAAUAUUUAUGACAAGAUAGGGUCAAAAGGAACAGUAAGUCGACAAAUUGGAAAGAGGCUGAAGCUGUGUGCCAAAUCGUACGAAUCAAUGGAAUCACAUUCGAAUGGACCUGGUCAUCGCGUCGUAUCUUUUGAAAACUCGGGACGCCCAACAUCUACGCCGGGGCAAAUGCAAACCCACCACAGACACCAUCAUCAUUAUCGUAGAUAUGAUAGAUACUGAAAUGUGUGCUCUGGAUGAAGAUGGCACGAAUUACAGGAAUCACUUUAGCUUUACUGAGGUCACAACACUGUGAGAAGGAGACAUAGACUAUGAAUAAUCUACAUAUACUCUUAUCCGAUGUAGACCAUAUUCCUUUGACUACUGAGAACAUUUAUUAUCAGAGGAAAAGUACAGUACACUGUUCUACACUGGUAUCCAUCACUUCUGAAACUAUCCGUAGAUGAUAGGAACUAGACCGGUUUUCCAUUGCCUUCAAUAUUCAUGAUAUGACCGUUCUGUCCGCAACAGAUUUCGUGCAGAACAGACAAAACACGCUGUAAAAAUUCCAGAACACUAAUAUUUUUCACUCCAUUGACUCUAAAAGUGUACUGAAUGUCCGUAUUAAACAUGAACUUGGUUAUCAUGUUCGGAAGUUUUGAUUAAACUAGAAAGCUGGACCCAAAUGCUUUAGUGAGAUAGAUGCAACAUUAGAUGAGAAAGAUAACUCCUAUGCAUGAGAUAUGCCUUAAUUAAUCAAAAAUGUAAUUGAAAUCAAAAUAUUGAUUUGAACGACUAAGAUGCUGUGUACUAGUAUUUAAUGAAAAUGUUGGCAAUGUUUGGUAUAAAUGGAUAAAAUAUAUUCGUUUUGCAAUUGAGAAUAUGUUUCGACGCCAAUGGUGUAGGUUGCACUACCAUUGUAUAUCUCGGGGAACGUGCAGGGUCAGUGAUGUGGAACUUUACUGUGAUAGUUUUUUGUUUUUACUAUAUAACCUAAUCAAUAUCAUUUUAUAUCAUCCAUUUUGAUGUAAUGUUGUUAACAUAUCUUCUAAAUAUGUAUAUAUGUGUUGUAAAAAUAACAUGUAAUUUUACCACAACGAUAUUUUUAUCGUUUAAUUAUGUGAAUAUUGUUUUGUAAAUUAUCUUCGUUUCUUUUUACAAGGUUAAGUUUGUCCUUUAUUGACAUAAAAAACCCACUAAAAUCCAU